AUGUUGCAGUCCGAGGUCGACGCAAUCUUUAACGCUUUUGACCAGAACAAGGAUGGUGGCCUCUCCCGUGAGGAGUUCGAGAAGGCCCUGGCGGCCCACAGGCUUCAGCAGGUGAUCCCCGAGCCAGCGGCAGUCCCGGUCUACGGACCACCUCGCACCGCGCCUGGUGCGAUCCAAACGGAGGUGCAUGCAAACAUGCAAGCGGCGGACACUUUCAACAUGGGCGUUCCUGUCUACCAAGCGCCGACUGUCGCACCAGUCUACCGAGCAACAACGAUUCAACAGCAGCUGUAUCAUGCGCAGUAUGCGCAGCAGCAGACGCAGCAGCAAGCACAGCAGCAAGCGCAGCAGCAAGCGCAGCAGCAAGCGCAGCAGCAAGCGCAGCAGCAAGCACAGCAGCAAGCACAGCAGCAAGCGCAGCAGCAAGUGCAGCACCAACAGCAGCAACAACGGCAGCAGCCGCCGCUUGUCACUUACUGUGGCAUGCCGUUGCAGCCAUCAGCCGCACCACAGCCAACCGUGCAGACAGCACCUCAGGUGCAGCAUGUGCCGCAAGUGACGCCGCAAGCACAGCCUGCCCACACCGUGCCAGUCAUGCAAGCACCGCAGGGUCAACACCUGCAGCCUCCACAGCCGCAUGCCCAGGCCCAGACCUUGCCGCAGAUGCAGCCGAUGCAAGCACCGCCGGUGCCGGCAGCACAGCAGUGGCCAGCAGCACCCGCAGAGCCGGUUUCGCUGCCACAGUCCCACCAAGUGCCCCAGGGUUCUUGCACUGCACCCAUCAGCAGCCCAGUACCGCAGCCUUCGGUCUACCGGCGUGUCGAGACAUCCUCCAAUGAGCGCACCCCAUCUCCGGUCCGCGUGGUGAGUGCUCCGCAGCCGAUGCAGGUGCAGUUUCAAUGGGCCCAGAACGAUGCCCUCAUCCGGAGCAUCCCCUCAGGACGCAGUUCCAUGAAUGGUGCAGUGUCGGUGGCGACGCCGACGAACGCUUUCAGCUACCUCUUCCAAUCGCAGCACGUGCAGUCUCAGCGCCUGGACUAUUUGCAACACGAGAUGGCGGAGAUGAAGCAGAUGUUGCAAGCGGCACUUGGGGGGCAGAGGACGGCUGCUCCAAUGGCAGAGCCGCAAGCAGGCACCUUCGAGGCGAUGGCGCCAGCCAGUGCCUUAGACAUGACCCGCGAUGCAGUGCCGAACCGCGAGGACAUCGACCAGGCCAAGAGGAAGAUCAUGGAGCAAGCUCGCGCUCAGACCCGCAUGACUGCAGCGAAGACUACGUUCGAGCCAAUGCAGUACGCGCCGAGCAGUGUCUCGCGACACACCUGGGCAAUGCAGGAAGACUUCGCGCAGGCCUCCGAUCGCGAGCGCGAGGAGCAGCUGCAAGAUGUCAAGGGCAAGCUUACGGCACUGUUGGAGCCUGGGCAGCCCGCGGGUAAUUCGCUCGGGCAUGCCUACACCAUGGGCAUGGGCGAAGGAUAUGACUCACAUCUCCGGAUGCCUAACCCGCAUCAGUCCAUUGAGUUUGCCGUGCCAAUGGAUGCGAGGAAUGACUAUGCUGCCGAUCCCUUUCUGGGCGGCGGCGCUGACUACAACGCCGAGCAAGUGCCUGGCGAAUCGGAAGGCUUGAGGAAUGCAGGCAAUCCUGAUCCGUUCAUGUCCAUGGAGUUCCAUCCUCAGAGACCAGACAUGGGCGGUGACUAUCGACCAGAAGGAGUGUUCACGCCCGGGGGCACCAACGUCGCUGACGAGCCGGAGUUGAUGGGACUCCCUGGACAGGAUCCUAUGCUCGCACCCAGGACAUUCGGCGCCCCAACGGCUUCGAAUACCUUCUCCUCAUUCAUCAAGAAGGACUGGAACAUGGAU
Symbiodinium sp. CCMP2456 is the source of this 1860-nucleotide messenger RNA. The record is from the annotation of a GenBank genome assembly. Lineage: Eukaryota; Dinophyceae; Suessiales; Symbiodiniaceae.